CCGAGCGAGUCAGACAGUCGUUGGGUUUUGCCUGUGGUGCUAGUCAGCAACAACCAGCCGCAUGAAUGUAGAUCCGCAUGGGCUACUACUACUCUUUCUCUACAAAUAACCCAGCGGAAUCAUAAGAUAAGGAUCCCAGGAUGGUCUUAGUGCAUGUCGGAUAUCUGGUUCUUCCUGUAUUCGGCUCAGUAAGAAACAGAGGAUCCCAUUUCAACCGGCAACAGCAGCAGCAGCAGCAGCACAGCCAUGCUACCUCUUGCCGGCACUUCCAGUUAGGUCCUCAGGCCCCGCUGCCCAUGGACUUCCCCAUGCCCCACCCAGGGCAGCCGCAGUCAGGCAUUAACCCCCACCUGGCCCCCCCCGGCCACCAGCAUGGCCCUCCGCUCCACCCGCCCCUCAACGCCCUGCCAGCCCCCCAGUUCCAGGACAUCCCCGCCCCUCCCUUCCUACCUCAGGCAUUACACCAGCAAUACCUCCUCCAGCAGCAGAUCCUCGAGGCCCAGCACCGACACAUCCUGCCUCCCUCCAGACGCACCCCAGAGAGAGUUCCUCACCAGCCCCACAGACUGCGGCCCAGCUAUGAGUUUGCUCCCCCUCUUCAUGUCCCUCCUCAGCCUGUGGUGCAGCAGCCCCGCUACCUGGCUGAGGGCACAGACUGGGAUCUAAGUGUCGAUGCUGGGUUGCCCCCCCACCAGUAUCACAUCCACCCACUGCCGCAGCACUAUCAGCACUACUUGACCUCUCCCAGGAUGCACCAUUUCCCCAGAAACAACGCCUCAACACAAGUGGUUGUCCAUGAGAUCAGAAACUACCCAUAUCCCCAGCUGCACUUGCUGGCUCUGCAGAGUCUCAACCCCUCCCGCCACGCGUCUGCCGUUAGAGAGAGCUACGAGGAGCUUUUGCAGCUGGAGGACAGGCUGGGCAGUGUAAACCGGGGAGCAGUCCAAACCACCAUAGAGAGAUUCACCUUCCCCCAUAAGUACAAGAAGAGAAUACCCCAGGACCUGAAGAUGUGUCUGGAUGAUGAGGAGCUGGACACCGAUGAGAAGUGCACCAUCUGUUUGUCAAUGCUGGAGGAUAGCGAGGAUGUCAGGAGAUUACCCUGCAUGCACCUCUUCCACCAGGGGUGUGUGGACCAGUGGCUGGCCACCAGCAGGAAGUGCCCCAUCUGCAGAGUGGACAUUGAGACCCAACUGACCCCCGACAGUUGAUAGCUCCUGUUCGACUCCCGCAGCUUUCGAUCUGGUCUUGUUAAUUCUUCAUCGCGUCCCUCCGGGGGACGCUCUGCCAAACGCCCCUCUCUUCUCCUCUGCAUCACCCAACGAGCCUGCCUUCUGAGACAGCUGUGACAGAUGGAUCAACAAAGCACACUCACCUACAACACAGCGAGCGAUGGGGGGUUUGAUGCAUAGAUAGGUGGCUGGACUGAAGGUUGGUUUGAAUGGACUUGCUGGAUGUAAAAGGUAGGAGCGGACAUAUAUAUAUGGACAGAUGUGCUGAGACUUCACACACAGAUUCUGUCAGAUUGUGUACACUGUGUGCAUUUCUCCGUACAGCCAUCACGAGAGGACACUCUGACUACCAACCUCCCCAGCUCAGUGUGGCGUAUUAAGGCCAUUUCUCUGCCACUACAGCUAAACACCCCCCCUCCCCCCGGCCUGUGAAAAAAAAUCCUUUAAGCUGCACUCUGCCCAAGCUCUCAGCACAUCUGUACAGAACAUAAUCAAAUGAUUAGCAUGAGGUUGUUUGGUGUGAACUCUCGUAGCUGAACGCUUGUGGUGUAAUGGAGUAUAGUACUGAAUAAGUAUUUACAGAGUAACAGUGUUGUGUAGCAAGCAAAAGCCUUUUGAGAAAUAUGUUUGUGAAAAAUGAACCUACAGAGAGGUCAAAUACGGCUCAAAUAAGAGAACUUUCAGCGUGUUGAUUAAUCAUAGACAAUGAGGAAAGAGCUAGUUGUGUAAAAAAGGCCAAAAAUCCCUCUUUCUUGUCUAACAUGGUUUUGAAUUUACAGUUAGAUGCCAUCAGAGUUGAUGCAAAAACCCACUAACUGCAGGCAUGGCUUCCAGUGAUCUGUGUAGUGUUGUAGUCGGGCCUCUAUUAUCUAGAGCAGAGGCCUCAGAUGUGCAUGCUGUAUGGCAGGCUUGGGCUGUGUCGUUAAUAUUGUGGAGCAGUAGAAACAGGGACUGUGUGUCUGUGCAUGUGAACCGUAUACUAUGACUCUGACGAUCCCACUCAUUCAUAGAGGAGGACAAAAAUGCACCUAACACCCCCCCCCACCCCACACACACUCAUCCCGAGUAGACCAAGUUGCCCUUAGACACCGAUCUUAGCCCAAUGUAGCACUUCUCUCCUGAUGUUUGGAGGUUAGGACUCAAAGAGCUGCCAGCAGAUCCGUGUCUAACUGCAACUCCUCUCUGUUGCCUCGCUCAUGGCAUGAUCAUAUGAUGUGAGAGGCCGGCAUGGGCUCGAGGAUGCAGUGCCUGAGGUCUUGCCAUCGGAGUGAAUCAAAUCUGACAUUUGUAUUACCUAUUACCAGAACCUUAUUGCCUAUCAAACAAGCACAUGUGAUUUCUAUAUACAGUGAAUCGCCUCUGUUGUUUUAUCGGCUCCUUUUCAUUUCAAUAUAAGUUGCUCCCACUGUUAUGAUUACAAGACUAUGUCUGGUGUUACAGGGGAAAUACAAACUAGUUUGCCUGUGAUAUGUGCUAGAAUGUGUAUGAUUGUCCCCCACCCGCCUCCCCCUCAUGGUUGUGGUGUAUGGUAUUGCUAGAACAACUGUGAGACGUUCAGUGAUAGAAGCCGUUUUUCUCUAUAUCAUGCAUGAACCAUGUCGGCGUAGUUCACUUGAAGGAGGGUGAAAGGGAGAAAAAGCCAUCCAUUUGAAAAAUACCAAACAAUUGUUCUUAACAUAAAUUCUUAUUUUCAAUCGUCUUUUUCUGCCAUUUUUCUUUUUCUUCUUGGUUUUAUUAUUUUUUUUUUUGCUCACAUGCCAAUUUGGACAUGGUACUAAUAUGCCGAGUCCUUGUCCAUUUUAACCAUAGUGAAGAAAAAGCUGCAAUGCUGCAAAAACAUAUUUAUUGUUGUUAUAAUGUAGCUUGUGUUUUGUAAAUGCACUAUAAUAUGGAGUUGCCUAAUUUUUUUGGUUUGGUGGUGUGGGUUCUUGUCCUAGAUUUUGUGUUUCUUUUCAUGCUUCCUUGUGUAUUAUUGGAGGGUAACUUGACUGUUUGUAUUGCGUUUGUUUUUUUUCUUUUCGUAUGAAACCUCCAUCCAAAAAACUACAGAUGGAUGAAAAUGGAGGUUUUGCUAGUUCACAUAGAAUGCUGUGAUUUAAAGAUGCCUUAAGUAUUUAACAAUCAUUAUUUAUUACUAACUGUAGCUAGCUAGCUAUCGUGGUGGAAUAUUUAAUGUGUCUAUCUCAUAACUUUGCAAUUUAAUCAAUAUAUUUAUUUAAAAUAACACAAAAUAUAUAAAAAAAAAAAAGAAUACCUCAUUAUGCAUUGGUCGGUGGGGAUGCUUUUGCAUGCCGUCUGUGUUUUCUUUUUCAAAGGGAAAAAAAAAAGAAACCUGUUGAAAAAUUGACUGGGGGUGUUUACCCAACACAUUUUCUAGCCAGCAUGGUGCUGUUGAUCUGGAUUACAUUCCAUUCAUGUCACCUCUUGAUUUGACUAUUAAAUCUCUUCAUUUAUUUAACACCACCCCCGCUUUGAUCUGAAGCAGAUUACUGGGUACAGCCCGUUUUCUUUGUCUUAGUAUGGCUCCACAAUUAGCUUGCUUUUGUUAUAGGAUACUGCUUCGUUUCCCAUAAUCAGUCUUAUUUGAUUUCAUUUGAGAUAUUCCUUUUAUUUUGAUCAUGUUCAUGAUUAUUCCAUCAUAUCUGGAUCUCAAUUUUGCGCGUAUUAUUUUAGGAACCACAUAUUGAGCUCUAUUAUUUGUCCUUAUGUAUUGCUGGCAAACGCUUUGUGUGGGAUUUUGGGAAGUAUCUAACAUGCUAACUUGAGCCAUUGGUCUUAUUGAGCAAAUUUCUGGUGUACUGUGGUGAUACAAUAUAGAUAACGUGUUUCACACCUGGGUAUAAUAAGCUAACAACGUUUUCGGUGUGCAUUUCUUAUUAAUACUCUACUAAUCCUGCAAAUUAUUAUAACGUGUAUUGGAUUGGAAACAAAGCUGGCUGGUCUUAUUAUAAUUUCCAUUUCGUGCUCUCACUGGCCUUACCCCAUGUCCUCCACAGUGUACCCCAUCACUCCAGAGCGACCUGGACAGUAGCCAUAGUAUUAACUCAAGCUGAUGAACCGGAAUGAACAGUAGAACUUAAAGCACAAGCUUUUUAAUGCAUGUCCUUCUCAGGUUUUCCUAUGUGUAUGUGGGAGUAGCUCUGUAGAUGUGUUUAUUAUGAUGCUGUACCUUCUUGAAUAUUUCUGAUGUUUCUUUGCUGCUGAAAAAAUGUUGAUUAUUAACCUGCCAGUGAAAAAGGGAAGUGGCCAUCUUUGUACAACACACUGCUGUUUUGCUGUAACCGCGCAAUGUUUUAUGAUCUUGAGUAUUUUAUAGAAAAGUAGAAGUAUGUAUCAAUAAUAUGAAAGCAAUAGCUAAAUCAUAAUGAAGAAUAACAUGAUCAGUGAAUAUUGUGGAAAAUCUUUAGAUUCACUCUGGGUGGAUUUUGUACUGUAUUUAUUACUAAUGAUGAUGCAAAAAGUUGCAUAGCUUAACCCAAACUGUUCUGUCUCUUUUUUAUUUAUUGUCUUGUAUAUGAUCUUUUUGUAUGUGUUUUUCAAAUAAACUGCCUAAAAUGCUGAGAA
Anarrhichthys ocellatus (wolf-eel) is the source of this 4796-nucleotide messenger RNA. It is a transcript of the gene ark2cb, whose product is annotated as arkadia (RNF111) C-terminal like ring finger ubiquitin ligase 2Cb. Lineage: Eukaryota; Metazoa; Chordata; Actinopteri; Perciformes; Anarhichadidae. Gene Ontology annotation, cellular component: nucleus. Gene Ontology annotation, molecular function: zinc ion binding; ubiquitin protein ligase activity. The record is from RefSeq and is a predicted model, not a curated record.